GUCUAAACGUCAUCGACGCCGAAUUCAGCGAACAAAAUAUCAGAAGCUUACUACCUCGAAAUUGUCUCAACGACAAACUCUCUCGAAAACUUGGACAUUGUGGUCAGUAGGGAGGGAAUUCUUGGAGAAGUUUUCAGGGAAAGCACGAGUUAGCUCAGCAACGCAACGAUCUACCAACUAUGACAUCGACAAUGGUCGGAAUAGACCAUCUGCUUCUUGGUACGCAAGAGCUCCUCCUCGCGAUUCCACACCUUAUACGUCCAAUUCUUCUCACGUUUGCUCUGUUCUUUGCUGUGUGUGUAUUUAUGUGCGCAGUCGCAUAUGCUUUUAUCGCCGUGAAGUCGAGUUUAUAUACGAUUGUCAAGGAUUCAGAUGAUAUCUGCUCGAAAUGGAUGAAGAAGAUUGUCGCUAGUGAUGAAUUUAUUGAGAUAGGAGUAUUGGGGUAUGUGUUUGUGGUUGCGUUCGGGUAG
Botrytis fragariae is the source of this 470-nucleotide messenger RNA. RefSeq lists its product as uncharacterized. NCBI's taxonomy places the organism in Eukaryota, Fungi, Ascomycota, Leotiomycetes, Helotiales, Sclerotiniaceae. Bases 180 to 470 code for a protein of 96 amino acids. The transcript is spliced from 2 exons. The record is from RefSeq and is a predicted model, not a curated record.